Nilaparvata lugens (brown planthopper) is the source of this 1170-nucleotide messenger RNA. RefSeq names its product cytochrome c oxidase subunit 6b-3. The transcript has a single exon. The coding region runs from base 273 to 668 and encodes 131 amino acids. The record is from RefSeq and is a predicted model, not a curated record. Gene Ontology annotation, cellular component: mitochondrion; respiratory chain complex IV. Lineage: Eukaryota; Metazoa; Arthropoda; Insecta; Hemiptera; Delphacidae.
UGGGUAAUAUAGUUACUGUAGUACAAGCUAAUAUGCCUUUGAUUGAUGAUAAGAGAUAAAUUUAUGAGAAGCUGAGCUAAGACUGAGAGACAAACUUGAAAGUUUAAACUGCUGUUUAAAUACGGUACUGUAUGCAGAUGUGAUGUAUCCAAGGUUACCACAUCACAACCACUGCAAUUACAGUUUUUGUAUUUGAAAACAACAUAGAGUUGAGAUUAAACUGAGUUGAACAUAAUCUAAAUUCUAAAUAACUUUUUUACUUCAUUUCAAAAAUGGAUACAAACAGAGGAUUUGAUGAUAACCCAGAAGCUGUGGAGAUUGAUGGAAUGAUAUGCAUUCCCAAAGUGGUAGAUGCAACUGAAGAACCACCCAAGAAAGAAAAAGUUGAGGAAGAGGUAUUACCAGAUUUGUACACAUGCCCCAGGGAUCCUCGGUUCCAGCAAACCAACAUAACUAAAUGGUGCUAUCAAAUGUUCAUAGAUUUCCAUCGUUGCACUCAUUUGUUGGGUGAAGAAGCAAAAGAGUGCAACUAUUUUAAGAGGUGCUACACCUCUCUCUGUCCUUUCAGUUGGGUGGAGAAGUGGGAUGAACAGAUUCAGACAGGAGAGUUUCCUAGAGAUCUGCAUAGAGAGUUUUAUUAUAGAAAUCCUAGCGGUGUUACUGACUAGAACUGAUUUUAUACUAUUUAUGCUUUAAUUUUGGAUUCAUUCAAUCGAUUGCCGUGUCAAAUUUGUUGAGUAGAUUUUUAUUUGUCAAUAAACUGUUAUAUUGUCCAUAACAAAUUAAACUUUUUUUGUUUUUUUUAUGAAUUAAACUUCAUAAUAUGGGACUCUUGUUUACAUAAACACACCGCACAGGUUUUACUCCUAUGCAAUGAUUUGCUUCUAAAUAAUUUUGAUAUACUGGCUUGAGUUUUUAUAACAAACAUAAUAUUUGACAAGUAUGCAUUUUCUCUUUUUUUUACUUGUUUCUUUAUUUACUAACAAUUUACUUGUUUUUUGUGUUUAGAGUAAGUUUAGAAAUUAAUUUUAAAAUUAUAAUAGUGCUACAUUUUGUAGAAAUCUUUAUACUGCGCUUGUGUUGAGAGAUUUUUCAUUAAAUUUCAGCGCAUUAAAUAAUAAUUUACAACGUUCUUAAUUUUUCAAGUUUGGGUCUAUAAAUCAAUGCACG